GACCCCGUUGGACCUUGUUAUGAACCCAGAUUUGAAAGAAAAAUUUAAAUCCCUUUUCCCAUCACUAUGUCUGUUUUGUGAAGAGAAAGUGUCCACACUGAAAUGCCAAUCCUGUGGACAGAUGGUGAUCUGUGAGGAAUGUGGUACCGAACCUAACUCUACAUGUCUUGAAUGUCAGCAACCCACAACCAGAGAAAGUGGAAUUGAGAGUCGAAAGCUGAAGGAGAAGGAUCUUCUGAAAGUGGCCAAGAAGUUAGGGAAUAAUUGGUGGCAAGUGGGGAUUUUCUUAGGAGUUGAAACUUCUGAACUGGAAAUUCACGACGAUUCUAAAGACACUGUGAAACAGGGCUACAUGGUGUUGCACAAAUGGUUUAAAAGUUGUGAUCCAGAGAAACAAACACUCAAAACACUUGGAGAUGCCCUCGAGGAAGCUGAGUGCCUUGAUGCACUCAAAUGUCUGUCAUCAGAUGUAAAGUGAAGCUCUGUGUAAAUGUUGUUGUUUAGUUUGAGGUCAAUCUCGACCAAAUACAGACCUUUGGUUAAAUGCAUUCCAGUCAUGACCAUCCUGUCUUUAUCCUUACGGUAGAGGAGCCACACACACAUUGUCCAGCGUAUUCUUCUUUAAGGGGAUAAGGUAUGAAUUGUGGUCGAUUUGGCUACUACUUCUAGCAGAUCUAUCACAAAGAAAUCCCUUUGCUGGUUCGUCUCUCCUG
Messenger RNA from Octopus sinensis (East Asian common octopus), 713 nucleotides. RefSeq lists its product as uncharacterized. Gene Ontology annotation, molecular function: protein binding. The coding region runs from base 20 to 478 and encodes 152 amino acids. NCBI's taxonomy places the organism in Eukaryota, Metazoa, Mollusca, Cephalopoda, Octopoda, Octopodidae. The transcript has 4 exons. Gene Ontology annotation, biological process: signal transduction. The record is from RefSeq and is a predicted model, not a curated record.